Molecule: messenger RNA, 524 nt
Organism: Diaporthe batatas
Lineage: Eukaryota; Fungi; Ascomycota; Sordariomycetes; Diaporthales; Diaporthaceae
Exons: 2
Coding region: 27-350 (107 amino acids)
Source: RefSeq, a predicted model, not a curated record
CUCAGAACGAACUCAUUUCCGCCUUGAUGUCUGCCAAUACCCCAUCCGUCAAGUCCAAGGCGGCCUCAGAUGGUCGCGAGGCUCCUGCCGCACCGGCACAACCAGAUGCUCAGAACCCGCCUCAGAAGGACACACCAACUCUGUUCCAAAAGGCGUUUGACCGAGCGAUGAACAGCACCCACGAGGAGAUCAUGGCGCGCCACCCUUCCUGGAAGGACACGCCUCACCGUGGGGUAAGCCCAGACACGGCUCUACGCUUCAUGGAGGAGAUGGAGAAGGAGGAUCGAGAGCUGCCUGAUGGAACGGAAGGAAACGGAACGGGAGCGAACGGAAGGCACAACACCUCGUGACAGCACACAGAGCUGGACUCAACAAGGGCCAUCUAUCUGGGCUGUUUAUAAAUGCUUGCGAGAUACAGAAAAUGCACUACAUUUCAGUAUGAUGUUUGAUCUCACCCAACCACUGUCAUGGUAGAUAGCAAGGACGUUGCUGGUAGGGUGUUCUGGCAGGGUGCAGUCUUUGAA